Messenger RNA from Megalobrama amblycephala (Wuchang bream), 1723 nucleotides. Its product is annotated as glutathione hydrolase 1 proenzyme-like. The record is from RefSeq and is a predicted model, not a curated record. The transcript has 4 exons. NCBI's taxonomy places the organism in Eukaryota, Metazoa, Chordata, Actinopteri, Cypriniformes, Xenocyprididae. The coding region runs from base 53 to 523 and encodes 156 amino acids.
AUUUUGUUGUUUGGAUCUUUUUUUUUGUUCUCACAGCUUUGGUUCUGGGGUGAUGUCACGCUCAACAGGCAUUAUAUUUAAUGACCAGAUGUGUGAUUUCAGUGGUCCUAAUUCGGUUCUCAAUGAAGUUAACAAAAACAACCUAAUUAAACCAGAUAAAAGGCCACUUUCAUCAAAGUCUCCCACAAUAAUAUUGGACAAAGACAGCAGACAAGUCAAAAUGGUGGUUGGAGGUGCAGGUGGGACAAAUAUCACCACAUCAGUUGCUCAGGUGAUUCUGGACUAUCUGUUCUUUGACUAUGACCUGCAGCAAUCUGUUUUAGAACCCAGAGUUCAGGUCCCGAGAAAUGUGACAAAUAUAGAAGAUAAAUUUGAUGAGAAUGUAAAACAUGGCUUGAAGCUGAAGAAUCAUAAUAUAGAUAACAAAACUGAAUUAUCAGUGGUCCAGGCGGUCGUACGACAGGGGGACAAAAUCUGUGCUGAAUCCGACAAAAGGAAUUAUGGCUUUCCUGCUGGAUACUGAGAACUGCACCUGUGCUCAUGCUACUGUUGACAAAUGUGUUUGACCCUGCAAAAGUAAAACCAUUGUCUGACAGCUGCAGAAUUGAUUUUUGGGGAUGCUUUUUGGGUGCCAAAAAAAAAACUUGAGCAGGCUAUUCAUAAAUAACAUUGUUUUAGCCAUCUUGCAUUUUAAUAUCACACAGUACCAAAAUACGCUGCAAAUAUUCUUAGAAUUCCAGCUUGUCAUUUUUUUUAUUUAUUUAGCUUAUCUAUUUGCUGUCACUUGCAUUUCUAUCUAUCUGCUAAUCUCAAUAUACACUAACAAAUGCAUUUUCCCUGAUGCAAGCUUCAUUUAAAAGAGUUUGAUAGUUGCAUUGUAAAUGAGUUGUUUCAAAUCAAUAAAGUAUGCUGUCAGCUUUAGCCUACUUCAUAAGUGUUGGUUUUUCAGUAAAUGCAGACAUUGAUGAACACAAUGCAGUGCAGAGUCCUGCACGGGUCCUGUUUGAAAAACCUGCACCCGCCCCGCAGUUAUUCACAGCAUACCUGACCCGAUAUCCUACAGAAACACUAAAUUUAGCCGUACCUGACCCGACCAGUUUGACAACAAAUGCGACCCGACCUGCACCCACAUUAAAUCUCUUACAUGAGGUAGACAAAAAUAAUUCUCAUGUAGCCUAACAUAAGCAAUAAAACUAACAUUAGGCAUUCUAUAUCAUUGCAUUUAAUUAAACAUUGCAUUAAACAACACAAGUAAAAUAAUAGAACAAAUAAUGUUUUAGUAGCCCUAUUUAACUAUAAGCUUGAAGCUAGUACAUAUUUUAGCAGAUUCACUUGGCUGUUAAACAUGGUUGUCUCUUCUGAAACUCAGCAGUGUUUACCUGGCCGCUGAUCUUCUUUGUAGCAGCACAAAAAGAUAUUCUAAAACUUUUAUUCAAAUUGUGAAUAGCCUAUACAGAGGUGUAAAGUCCAGGGAUCAGAAAGUAAAAGUCCUGCCAUAUGUUUAUUCCAGUUAAGUUAAUGAGAAUUAAAUGAUUAAUUAAGUGAUGAUUGACCAUUAUUGAAGAUACCUGAUGUUAACAAGCAGAAUCACCAAAGGAGAAAAUCACAAAUUAAGUCACCAUCGUUGAGAUCAGGGUUUGCUUUAGUUGGGCUCUUGACUUUUUAAUAUUAGAUUAAUGCAAACCCUGAUCUCAAUUAAUUCUCAUUAACCCUCUGGGGUCUG